Messenger RNA from Fomitiporia mediterranea MF3/22, 1011 nucleotides. Its product is annotated as oxaloacetate acetylhydrolase. Gene Ontology annotation, molecular function: catalytic activity. Lineage: Eukaryota; Fungi; Basidiomycota; Agaricomycetes; Hymenochaetales; Hymenochaetaceae. The transcript is spliced from 4 exons. The record is from RefSeq and is a predicted model, not a curated record. Bases 1 to 1011 code for a protein of 336 amino acids.
AUGUCGAGCGAGGGCUCUACACCAGAAAGCCCAUUGUCCCCGGUCAUUCAUGCACCUGGAGUGUACUACAACCCCCGUCUUGACCCGAAGAACUUUUUGGACGGCCCCCUUUCUCUUAACCCGGCUACUCGUCUUCGUCAAAUGCUUGCAAGGCCAGGCAUUGUUGUUGCUCCUGGUAUCUGCGACGGUAUUAGUGCACGUUGUGCGCUAGAAGCUGGCUUCGACUGCUUGUAUCAAAGUGGCGCUGCUACAACAGCUUCGCGUCUCGGCCAGCCCGAUCUUGCCAUUGCCACUCUGAACGACUUCGCAGAAGCCGCUCAAAUGGUCUGCAGCAUUGAUCCGACCGUCCCUGUCAUCGCAGACGCAGACACAGGUUUCGGUGGUCCCGCGAACGUUGCGCGUACAGUGUUCAAGUACCACCGAGCCGGUGUAGCGGGUAUGCACAUCGAGGAUCAGGUACAAACAAAGCGUUGCGGCCACCUUAUGGGUAAACAAGUCGUCUCGCGUGAGGAGUUCCUGACCCGUAUCCGCGCGGCGGUUAUUGCUCGCGACUCGAUUCCCGGCGGCUCGGACUUUGUGGUCAUUGGUCGCACAGACUCAGCGCAGGUCCUUGGCAUGGAAGAAGCUGUCACACGGCUUAAACUUGCUGCUGGUGCUGGUGCGGACGUGUGCUUCAUCGAAGGUGUUAAGACGAAGGAGCUUCUCGAAACAACUGUUGCUGCACUCGCACCCAAGCCUGUCCUCGUAAAUGUCAUCUCCGGUGGUCUCACUCCCUCCUUCACUUGCAAGGAGGCUGAGGAGAUGGGCGCAAAGAUCAUCAUCUUCUCCCUGGUUUCUUGCGUCGCUGCAGUUCACGGUAUCAGAGCUGCAAUGGCUUCCCUCAAAAAGACUGGCACGGACUUCUCGUCUGCACAGGGAAUGGACCCGAAAGCUUUCUUCGAAGUGAUGGGUCUCGACUCUGUUAUCAAACUCGAUGCUGCUGCAGGUGGCAAGGCCUUUGAGCAGGUGUAG